Messenger RNA from Mus pahari (shrew mouse), 4144 nucleotides. RefSeq names its product actin binding transcription modulator (gene Abitram). Gene Ontology annotation, molecular function: actin monomer binding; actin filament binding. Bases 273 to 854 code for a protein of 193 amino acids. The record is from RefSeq and is a predicted model, not a curated record. Gene Ontology annotation, biological process: regulation of actin filament polymerization; dendrite morphogenesis; regulation of filopodium assembly. NCBI's taxonomy places the organism in Eukaryota, Metazoa, Chordata, Mammalia, Rodentia, Muridae. Gene Ontology annotation, cellular component: filopodium tip; lamellipodium; dendrite. The transcript has 6 exons.
GACGCACCUCCUCAGUAGCUCGGGGGGGGGGGGCUCGGAGGGUCGGGGGCUCGGGGGAGCCCUAACUCGGUAGAGGCCGGACCUUGCUGUCUGCGGUCCUUCUUUCCUUUGACGCCCAGUUGUAUUUGCCCCACAGUUGGGCUUUGGCCCAGGAUCGCAGGUGACUGGGGUCGGGGAGGGAGUUGGCCGCCGGCCGGGGAGUCGCGCGCUCGCGCGUGCGCACGACACCAACCGGCUCCCACGCGCCGGAACUCCGCUCCUGGACCAGAGGGAUGGAAGAGCUCCGCUGCCCCGAAGCCAAGCUGGCGCCACCAGAGGUAGUCAUAGCUACCGAACCCCCGCCACCCUCUCUUGUGGAUCGAUACUUCACUCGCUGGUAUAAAGCGGAUGUUAAAGGAAAACCCUGUGAGGACCACUGUAUACUCCAGCACUCCAACCGAAUAUGUGUCAUCACACUGGCAGAAUCUCAUCCCGUUCUCCAAAGUGGCAAAACCAUUAAAAGUAUUUCCUAUCAGAUCAGUAACAAUUGUAGCAGACUCGAGAACAAAGUAUCUGGGAAAUUUAAGCGGGGGGCACAGUUUCUAACAGAGCUUGCGCCUCUGUGUAAGAUAUACUGUUCUGAUGGCGAAGAAUAUACCAUAUCUAGCUGUGUUAGAGGUCGAUUGAUGGAAGUGAAUGAAAACAUUCUUCAUCAGCCAUCUCUUCUUCAAGAAAAGCCAUCCACUGAAGGCUACAUUGCAGUUGUACUUCCCAAAUUUGAAGAAAGUAAAAGCGUAACAGAAGGGUUGCUGACACAGGAACAGUAUGAAGAGGUUGUGGUAAAACGCACUAAUGCCACAGCCACCAUGCCCUGAGUCUUGCAGUGGAGGCAGCACAGGAUUGUCAACCUACCUGGCCUAAACCAUCACUGCCCCGAAGACAGCCAGUGUGUAUGAAGCAUUCCUCGCCUCCGCCUAGCCGAGGGAGAAGCCUAAACCUUCACCUAGCCUAAUUUCCCUCCUGUGUCUUACAUCACAAGCCUUGGUCCUGUCUGUCUUCAGGCUCUCAGACCUGCCUUGCCCAGGCACUUGCUUUGUGUGCUGGGAAGUGCACUCAUGGAUGUUCACUUGCAUAUACAUCAGAAAACAACUUGAAGUGCUUUUUUACCUUUGUUAAGGACAGUUUCUCAUUGGCUUGGAACUUUGCCAGAUAAUCAAGUACUUCCAGGGAGGUACCUGUGUCCUCUGCCUCCCACCGUCCAAGGCUGGUAUUACAAGUACACACCACCAUGCCCUGCUUUAUAUGGGCCUGGAAACCCAAACUCUCGGCUUCGUGCUUUCAAGGUGUAUUAGUUACUGUUCCGUUGCUGUGAUAAAAUACCACAGCCAAAAGCAACUUCAAAAAGAGUUUAUCUGGGCUUGUAGGUCAGAGGACUAGAUGCCACAGCAGCAGGAAGGCAAGCUAGCCAGAGCAGGAAGCUAAGAGAUCCCAUCCCUACCACACCAAGAGCAGAGUGAACUGGAAGGAGAAUGAGGUUAUAAACUGCCCCUGGUGAUACAAUUCCUCAUCAAGACUUCCUGUCCUAAAAGUCCCAUAAGCUCCCCAAAACAGUACCACCAACUGGGGACCAAGUGCUCAAAUACCUAAGUGUAUAGGGGGUCAUUUUCAUUCAAUCUACAACAUUCUUCGCAUAAUGGCUAUAGGCUCAUGGUCAAGUCAUGCAAAAUGUAGUUAGUCCAUGCAAGAUGUAGUUAGUCCAAUAUCAAAAGUUCCCACACUGGCUAAUAGUCUCAUUGCUGUUCCAAAGACUCUUCAGAGACUCAACGCAAUCUCUUGUUGCCCCUGUAAAUCAGAAAGCCAGGAACGUACUUCCAAUGUACAAUGGCACAGAAUAUAUAUUCCCAUUCCAAAAGGAAGGGAUGAUGGCAUAGUGAGGAAAUAUUGGACCAAAGAAUAAAAGCAGCAUGAUGAAGGCCAGACCCUGCAGCUCUGUAUCCUCUAAGGGUUUAGUUUCUGAGGUGCCUCUGACCCACCAGCACUGUUGCCUGUAACAGAUCGUUCUCUGGUGAUUCUGCUCUAUGCAGCUCUUCCUUGGCAGAUGUCUCACAGCUUGUAUUUCCAGUGUCUUGAGAUUUGUGCCACAACCCAAAUUUUACCUUGACAGCUUCACAGUGGCCUCUCAUGGCCUUCUUGCAGAAACUGUCUCUGCUACAUUUCCUGGCUUCAGUGACUUUCUGAAGCUAGGAAGAAUCCAUUUUUCAUUCUUGCAUCUUUCAUUCCUGCAAAUCUAGUACCAUGUGGAAAAUAUUUGAAAAAUAGACUGUUAGCUUUCAGUGCCUUUGGUCACGUCCACAGCAGCUCUUGUAUGGUGUUGCUUUCUCUGAGCAAACAGCCAGGUUCUUAACGCUGUCUUUCAGAGUGGAGGUUUAUCUGAAAGGAUUCUCUCCUUGACCAACUCCCACUGUCCCAGUGUUGAGCAAGAGACUUUUUUAAAAACUUUAUUGAUUCUCUGUUUCAUAUCAUGCACCCCAGUCCCACUCAUCUCCCUGUUCCCUCAUAACAGCCCUUCGCCCUUGCAACCUCCUCCCAAAAUAAAAGGCACACACACAUGAACAAGACAGAGCUUAGAAAAUAUCUCAUUGUGGAAACUAGAAUAUCAGAGUGUGCCCCACAGUCUAUACACAUCUGUCUAUGCAUCCUCACUUGCAAAUAUUCCAGUGAAUGGUUGGUCUGGUUUGAGAUCUCUGACUUCUAUGGCACCGUCAAUACCGCAUCCUCAUCGGAUCUCUGCCCAGCUAUUCUGUUGUUGCUCUGUGUCAUGGAGAUCCUGCAGCUUUGGAACAGCAGGCCUGGCCCUUUCACAGAUGGAAAAGAUUUUGGGGUGGGCCAAUUCAGAGUCCUAGACCUGAGCCUGAGGUAGCUCUUCCACCUCUUCCUUAUCUGUACCACCUGGAGGGGCCCUUUUUCUUUUUUAAAUGUGUGAGCACUUUGCAUGUACAUCUGCAUGCUAGAAGAGGGAAUCCUUUUACAGAUAGUCAUGAGCCACCCUGUGGUUGCUGGGAAUUGAACUCAGAACCUCUGAAAGAAUGGUCAGUGUUCUUAAUCACUGAGCCAUCUCUCCAGCCCAAACCAGGGGACUUUUAAUAGCCCUAAUCUCUAGUAAUAGCCAUCUUUCUCAAUACAUGCCUCCAAGGUCAUUUAAGUCAAUAUUAAGCCUCUCUGCUCUCUUCACCAAGCUGUACACUUGGUAUUGCCCCCCAACAUGCUUGUUGUCGUUGAUCAACACCAUACUGUCUUGAAAUAGCUAGUGUCAGAGAAAUCAGACCAUUACUUUUUAAUUAAGCUUCAUGCCAAACCUCAGGACUUGGAUAGAAAGCAGCCAGAUUCUUUGCCAAAGGGUCACAUAAAUGGCCUCUAGCUACUUUGCUAAUAGAUUGUUUCCCUCCAAAGCCCCAGGAGCCAGGCCUCUACUGUGUAUAUUAUUCCCAGCACUACAGUCUUCUAGGUUAAAAACAGCAAGUGCUGUUCCACAGUGCUCUCAGCAUUCUACCAUUUUUGUGGUCCAAUGUUCCAGAGUUCCACAUUUCCAAAAAAACCAAACCAUCAUGGUCACAUCCUUUCACAUCAUCACUCUCACUUGGUCACAUCAUCACUCUCACUUGUGGGUCACAUCAUCACUCUCACUUAUUGGUAGCUUCUGUAUUAGCUGUAUUGGUUGCGUAUCUGUUGCUGAGAUAAAACACCAUGACCAAAAGCAACUCAAGCAUUUAUCUUGGCUUACAGCCUCAGGGAGCUAGAUGCUCAUGGCAGCAGGCACAAGAAGCUGAAAUACCACAUCAGCACACACUAGAAGCACACAAUGACAUGCCUCCUCCAGCAACUCUUAAAAGUUCAUAACACCCCCCAACAACAGCAUCACUAGCUAGGGACCAAGUAUUCAAAUACUUGAGACCAAGGCAUUCUUCAGUCUACAGCAGGAGGCAAACACUACACUGACUGAGCCAUUUCUCCAGCCUCUCUUGCUGCCCUAACAAAUGACAAAUAAGGAAUGCUUUUCUGACUAAAAAAACACAAAGCUCUUGAGAAAUAUUAUGAAGUUUUAUAGUUCUGUAACUAGGGAAUAAACUGUUAAUAAACCGUUCUUGAAUGCUGUGGCACACAUCAA